AUGUUGAGGUCAUAUCACAUCCUUCGCGGGUUCCAAAGGUUACACUCGACCGAGGCCGGUGUCUUGGAGUACAGGACAAGAAAUGCAGAAAUAUCUAAGAAUUUAACCAAAUGGUACCCUUCUCUAUCAAAUAUUCCGAAACCUACGAUAGAUGUGUCUCGUUUCAUUAAAGAGUAUGAUGGUUUAAAGGUAGAUGACCGUUCAACUACACAUACUUUACGAGGAAAGAUCACCAAUAUGAGAUUCUCCGGUAAGAAGAUUGGUUUCAUUAACCUCUUAAAUGAUGAGAAAUCGCUGCAAGUAAUUGUUAACCUCAGUAACCUUCCCAUGUCUGUUGGUGAGUUUCAGGCACACAUGAGAAAGUUCAAGAUUGGAGAUCACAUUCAAGUAACAGGAUUUCCGGGGGUGUCUCAAAAGCAGGGAACAUUAUCCCUUAAGGUGAAUUCAGAAUUGAAAAUGCUCUCUCCAGCACAAAUACCAAUUCCUCCAAAGCUUCUUGAUUCGAGCAAAAGAAACUCUAAUAAAACGUUGGAUUACUUGGUUAAUGGAACGGAAGCAAUAUACAUACGGCACUUGGUAACUAAAAGAAUCAGAGAAUGGCUCUAUAAGCAGGAGUUCAUUGAAGUGGAGACACCAAUAAUCUCUUCUAAAUCUAAUGGAGCUAAUGCCAAGCCUUUUAUUACCCAUUGUACUGCCAUCGAUAAGGAACAACCGUUCGAACUACGGAUCGCUCCUGAAUUAUGGUUGAAACGGUUAUGCAUUGGUGGCAUGAACAAAAUCUUUGAAAUCGGUAAGGUAUUCAGAAAUGAAGGUAUAGAUUCUACACAUAACCCGGAAUUCACAACCUUGGAAUUUUAUCAGUGCUAUAUCAAUAUGGAGCAACUUAUAGAAAUGAGUGAAUCCCUCUUAAUAUAUGUAUGUCAGGGAAUCGAUAAACCCAAAGCACAAGAAUUAUUAGACCAAAUUAAGGCCAACAAUGGUAAAUUCAAAAGACUGGAGUUCUUACCUACAUUAACACAAAAGACGGGAAUCGAUUUUGACAAUAUGGAUUUGAAUAAUGCCGAACUUCUUAAAGAAAAAUUGAGAAAAGCUAACAUCAGCAUAUCAGAAUCGUCUGUAUCGCCACAACAGAUUUUGGAUGAACUAUGUGGUAAAUACAUUGAAUCACAGUGUGAUACUUUGCUGCCGACUAUCAUAUACCAUCAUCCUACAGUGUUAUCUCCAUUAGCGAAAACUGAUUCCAAUAACGUUCAAAUCACAAAACGUUUUGAAAUUUUCAUCAACCGUAAAGAGUAUAUGAACGCAUACGAGGAAGAAAAUUGCCCCGACUUACAAUUGGAGAAAUUCACUAAUCAAUUGGCAUCCAAAACCCAGUUCAAAGAUGACGAAAUGAUGGCGGUUGAUCUACCUUAUGUUCAGGCUAUGAAGUACGGAAUGCCUCCCAUUGGUGGAUUUGGUCUGGGUAUUGAUAGAUUGUGUAUGCUAUUGGCAGACACACAGCGAAUUGAGGAAGUUUUAAGUUUUGGGACCCUUGACGAUGUCAACAGGCAAUAA
Kluyveromyces lactis is the source of this 1554-nucleotide messenger RNA. It is a transcript of the gene MSK1, whose product is annotated as lysine--tRNA ligase MSK1. The transcript has a single exon. Gene Ontology annotation, biological process: mitochondrial lysyl-tRNA aminoacylation. Bases 1 to 1554 code for a protein of 517 amino acids. Gene Ontology annotation, molecular function: ATP binding; lysine-tRNA ligase activity; tRNA binding. Lineage: Eukaryota; Fungi; Ascomycota; Saccharomycetes; Saccharomycetales; Saccharomycetaceae. The record is from RefSeq and is a predicted model, not a curated record. Gene Ontology annotation, cellular component: cytoplasm; mitochondrion.